Messenger RNA from Drosophila subpulchrella, 1561 nucleotides. RefSeq names its product mpv17-like protein. Lineage: Eukaryota; Metazoa; Arthropoda; Insecta; Diptera; Drosophilidae. Gene Ontology annotation, cellular component: membrane; cytoplasm. The record is from RefSeq and is a predicted model, not a curated record. The coding region runs from base 1002 to 1508 and encodes 168 amino acids. The transcript is spliced from 2 exons.
CUGAUAGCCCGAUCCCGAUAGCUAAAGACAUGACAUUUCCUCCUCCUGAUUUCGAUGGCCAGCAGCCAGUGCAGUUUUUGCAGUUUAGCUAUUACUUAGGCGCUGUACGAAGAAAACUGACAGUAAGGUGGUGAAGGAACUUCUCCGCCAGUUUCUGGACAAGGAGCAAUGGGAAAGCUGGUCCCAGGAGUGACGGCUCGUGAAUAUUUCGCCUAUGCCAUUCACAACUUCGAUGAACAAAUCCAUGAAGCCGGUCUGAUGCAGUGUCCCACGGAGCAGACACCUAAGGCGGAAUUUCGCGAUUGUCAUCCCUUGUUCUUGCGGUACUACAAUGUUCCCGAAGGGAUUGCUAAAUCCCUCCGCCGGGCGGACUAGAAAAACUCGGAUGUUAACUCAGGAUGAUACCCACUGCUAACUACCACAAGAUCAGUAGCAACCUGCUGGCCACCACCUAAAUACUGAAACAAAAAAGCACGAUGUGCGGCGUUUCGUCCUCACCAGUCGCAGACCACAAUUCAAGUCAACAACUUCAAGGACCACUCAGACGAUGUGGCUGAAAAACAAAAAGUAGUCCAGAACUAUAUCAUCCAGAACUAUAUAUAUCGUUAAUCCCUAUAAAUCGAAAAGAUACCUGCAUCCAUCAAGGGGCAAAUCCCUGUAAAUGGAGCAACAAGGGACAAAGAAGUUGUUAAAAUUAUCACAGACGACGACGUGAAGGGGAAAAGGAGGAGGACGCAAGAAGCUAAAAUCAGUAGAAUAUACCUAUAAUCAGAUACUCCGUACCUGUUAAUUUCAGGAUUAUAACAAUUAUCUUGGUUUCCACUGCCAAAAAGCCGGAAAUGUUAUGAGUGGUAUUAUCCAUAUUAUAUCAUAAACCGAUGUGGUUUAGCUGUAACAUUUGGUUUAGAGUUGCCCCAACGACCCAUUUGAGUUCAAUAGACAACCCUUAAAAAUGCACACGCAAUGUUUACCACAGCGAAUAGGUCUGAAUUCAGAUAACGAUGACGGGACUCAAGGUGUUUCUGAAGGAAGGAUUUAAAGUGGCGGCGGUAAUGGGUCUGGGCGAUACGAUAGCCCAGUUGGCCAUCGAAAAGAAGCCGCUUGACGACUGGGAUGCCGCGCGAACCCUUAGAUUCGGUGCCCUUGGUAUGGUGUUCGUGGGGCCGGUUCUGCGGCGAUGGUACCUAUUUCUGGAGUCGAGAGUUCCCAAAACCCUCACUCCGAUGCGCCGAGGGGCCGUCAAGAUGCUGGCCGACCAAGCCCUCUUCGUGCCCCCCUUCGCGUUGGCCAUGUCUUUCCUGGUGCCGCUUGUCAACGGCGAGCCCGUCGUACGGAUCCGGCAGCGCAUCCUCGACAGCUACCCCACCAUCCUGGUCCGGAACUACAUGCUCUGGCCAGCCGCCCAGAUGAUCAACUUUAGCUUUGUGCCGUUGGGCUACCAGGUGAUCUACGUGCAGUGCAUCGCUCUCGUCUGGAACUGCUACCUCUCCCUGGUGCUGAACAGCUAGGGCGGUCCGUAUACAUGUGCGGAUGUGCGGCCCGUCGAAUAAAUUAGCUCUAC